Molecule: messenger RNA, 454 nt
Organism: Caenorhabditis sp. 36 PRJEB53466
Lineage: Eukaryota; Metazoa; Nematoda; Chromadorea; Rhabditida; Rhabditidae
Source: the annotation of a GenBank genome assembly
AUGGUACAUUUUUGUUGUUUAAAAACUGAGUUGAUUAGAACGAGAGCAGCGCAUAGAAGUGUAGUUUGUAGUGUAAACAGCUCCAAAUUCACGAGAGCAGCGCCCAGAAAGUUUAGUUUGUAGUGUAAACAGCUCCAAAUUCACGAGAGCAGCGCCCGAAAUGUGUAAUUUGUAGUCUAAGCAGCGCUAAAUUCACGAGAGCAGCACCCAAAAAGUGUAGUUUGUUUUACAGGAGCCGCGCCCAACAAAAACAUGUCGUAACAAACCGGGCCUUCGAGUUGAGGCCGGUUACGAAGCGUUCAUUCUCUACGCUCAUCAGAGGUCGUUCAAAUUCCCGCAGAAACUGCAUCAUCUCACUCCGAAUUCUCCAGGAGCUGUUCGGAAAAUUCUGGAAGAAGAAUCGGACGAUUCAGAAUAUUUGACGGCGAAAGAAGUAAAAGAAGCGGUGAAAUAG